AUGACCGAAGACUCUGAAGCUAGUUCAGUGAAGACAAAACAAUCUAAGUAAGUCUGUAAAGAUAAAUAAGCUGUUACGUUCAACGAAUUUUUUCUUGUAAAACAAUUAUAUAUAUAAUAUAUUUUACUGACUCCAAUACAUUUUUUUAUUUCUUAGUAGCAUAUUGAAUCCGAAUUGUCUUAGGCGAUAAAGAAUCAGGGGCACCCAAUGGAUCUGUUCCUCAAAAUAUCUGUUCUUCAGGCACAUUUUUGCUGGCUGGGAGAUGUGGAAGAAAUAAUAGUCCUUGGAAGGAAAGUGUUGCUGGGAAAAAGAUAAUUCAGGGUGUGAGAGGGGAUUUGAAGUCUAGAAUAGCUGCUACGGGUAACUUUUAUGGGUUACUUACCACUCAAGAUCUGAAUUGUGCCCUAUGAAACUUCCCAGUAAGUCGGGUUGGAGGUUGUGAGUUUGCUGGCUGGGAACUCUUCCAUCAGUCUUGCUGGGAGUGAGGAACAGAUAAUUUUUUUUCCAGCAAUCUCCCAAAAUGCUUAAAAUAGUCUCAGAAAACUUUAUUCACGCUUUGUUGUUGUUUUUAGGUCUUUUUCUCAAAAUUUCCCGUUGGGUGCCCCCGAAGAAUUUUGGAGUUCUGGAGGCUGCUAAAAAGUGCAGAGAUAAAUAUUUUGUUCUGAAUUUUUUUACACUUAGCCAACAAAUCCACUACAUAGCUCAUCGAUAUGUAAAUGUACUCUUAAGGCUUGUAUAACCACGCUUGAAAUAUUUCUUCGAUGAAGUGCUGUGAAUUUAGAGCAAUAAUUUAUGUGGAUACGUACAGUGCGUAUUAAACAGAACAAUUUCAUCCAGCAAAUAUUCAAUAAAUCAAUACAAGGACUCAGUCUGGAAGAGGAAAACUACUGUUUCCACAGUUUUUGAAAUAAAAUGCUAAAAUAAACUUCAAAAUAAAUAAUAAACUUCAAUAAAUAAAUUCCCUCUUUCAGCACAAUGGAGUGGACAAAUCAACAUGAUACAUUAUUUUUGAGAGAGGUCAGGGGAUCAGAUCUUUUUGAAACCAGAAAGGGGAGCCCGGAGAGAGGAAAAUUGUGGGAUGAGAUUGCCACAAGACUCAAUAACCUCACCCAAUGCAAAUUCAAUGUGAGCAAAAGGUCGUUGAAUCAAUCUUCUAAUGUCCAAAUUCAAAGCAAAAAAUAG
Molecule: messenger RNA, 1182 nt
Organism: Porites evermanni
Lineage: Eukaryota; Metazoa; Cnidaria; Anthozoa; Scleractinia; Poritidae
Source: the annotation of a GenBank genome assembly